Adineta ricciae is the source of this 303-nucleotide messenger RNA. The record is from the annotation of a GenBank genome assembly. Lineage: Eukaryota; Metazoa; Rotifera; Eurotatoria; Adinetida; Adinetidae.
AUGAAGGGCUGGCGGGGAGCACGCGUUCAGGGGAAAUGGGGCAAUAGGAAGCAGGUUGAACGAGGUACCUUUUUUGGACCGGCCACGGGUAAUAACAGAAAAAUCCCGUGCUGCUACCGGCCGGGGCCGGGUUUACACAACACGGGACGUAUUGCCCGACGCGCGAUUGCACGAAUACCAGCUGACGGCCGGUUUCGGGAAAAUACCCUGCCACGCGGUGCGUGGUUACAUGGUACACCGGCGGCCGACGGUGCCCCGCCGGUUGCCCCGGCCCGGGGAAAAGCACGUUACGGAAACGGCUGA